Messenger RNA from Prunus armeniaca (apricot), 1662 nucleotides. Lineage: Eukaryota; Viridiplantae; Streptophyta; Magnoliopsida; Rosales; Rosaceae. The record is from the annotation of a GenBank genome assembly.
AUGUUGGUUGGGCGCGGAAAAGCCGCGAGAAAUUGGAACAUCCGCCCGGAUGUCAUCGUUGGCAGCGUGUUAGAGAGAGAGAGGGAGAGAGAGUCAGAGAGAGAAAGACACAGACAGACAGAGAGAGAAUCUUGUUUGUCUCUGUUGCCUUGGUAUAAUCCGUCUCAAGAAAAAGUGGUGGGCAGAGAGGCAGCUGGUUUUGAUCCCAAACCCAAAAACCUCUCUCUCUCUCUCUCUCUCUUCAGUGUUCAAUUGCUCAUUUACAGAAGAGUUUGGGCAUCUGGGUUCAUAUUAUCCAUUGAUGGUAUGGCACAGAAUAAACCCAAGAGGCUAUACCAAGUCUGGAAAGGAAGCAAUCACUUUUUCUGUGGCGGGAGAUUAAUUUUUGGUCCUGAUGUGGCAUCUCUUCUUCUGUCCACACUCCUUGUUGCCGGCCCAGCAGUUGCCUUUUGUAUAAAGGUUUAUUUUAAAAUCAAAAAGGGGAAUGUUAAAGAUUACAGUCUUUGGUAUCCUGUAUUAAUUGUUGGCACAGUCCUUACUGUUUUGGAUUUAACAUUUCUGUUCUUGACUUCUAGUAGGGAUCCUGGAAUAGUCCCUAGAAAUUCAAGGCCUCCAGAAUCAGAUGAAGCAUUUGAUCUAGCUACCCCAUCAAUGGAGUGGGUUAAUGAAAGAACUCCUCAUUUGAAACUACCACGAACCAAAGAUGUCAUUGUAAAUGGUCACACAGUAAAAGUGAAGUACUGUGAUACUUGUUUGCUUUAUCGCCCUCCUCGUGUAUCUCACUGUUCUAUCUGCAACAAUUGCGUUCAGAGAUUCGAUCAUCAUUGUCCAUGGGUUGGCCAAUGCAUUGGAAUGCGUAACUAUAGGUUCUUCUUCAUGUUCAUAUCAACCUCAACCAUCCUGUGCAUAUAUGUUUUUGUCUUCUCUUGGAUAAAUGUAGUUAAAGAAGGCGGUAUUCCAAAAGCUGUGUCGAAAGAUAUCCUCUCAGAUUUCCUUUUAGUGUACUGCUUCAUCGCUAUCUGGUUUGUUGGUGGCCUUACAAUCUUCCAUUCCUACUUGAUAUGCACAAACCAGACAACAUAUGAAAACUUCCGGUACCGAUAUGAUAAGAAGGAGAACCCAUAUAACAAAGGAGUGAUGUGGAACAUCAAAGAAGUUUUUUUCUCUAAGAUCCCUCCUUCAAUGAAUAGAUUCCGAUCAUUCAUUGAAAUGGAUGAACAGAUGAUCGCAGGAUCUGUGACUCCAAAUCUUGAUGAAGGUAUUAUGGGCUCAAAGGAGAAAAUUGAUAUUGAAAUGGGAACUGGCAUUGCAGAGGACAAUGGUUUUCCAAUUCCCAACCUUUUGCUGAAUUUUGACUAUGAUGAUUUGGAGGAUGAUUUGAAGAAUGCAGGGGAACAACGAGGACCUGCUUUUGACACUUUCUUUCCCAUUCAGACAGAAGCAAAAGAAUCUGUGAAAUACUCAAUAGAUGGAGAUAAAAUUACAGAAUCUGUGCAAAGUGUUACUACAAGGGAUGCAGUGAGAGAUUCUGUGGGUAGCUCACAUCCGAGAGAUGAAUUGAGAGCAUCUGUACAGAGCACCAUUUCCUUGGAUGGAGCAAAUGAGGAAGCUGAUUGUGGAAAUAACCAUCCUAAAACCACAUCACCUGUUUUCCAAGCAUAA